This is a messenger RNA of Trichoderma virens Gv29-8, 3651 nucleotides long. RefSeq lists its product as uncharacterized. Lineage: Eukaryota; Fungi; Ascomycota; Sordariomycetes; Hypocreales; Hypocreaceae. The transcript has a single exon. The record is from RefSeq and is a predicted model, not a curated record. Gene Ontology annotation, molecular function: monoacylglycerol lipase activity. The annotation marks the transcript as partial.
AAAUUACCCUUGAAAUGAGCGUUCGGCCUGGCGACCUGUGCAUUAUCACAUCGUUUCGCAUCGGGUGCCGGGAUAGAGGAUAAUGUAGACGUUUACCACGUCUAGAUUUGGAUUCCGACACUGCAUCUCUGUUGUGUUGUAGGAGCUGCUGCAUCCCGCCUCUCUUUCCUCCACUCCCUUUUCAGCUGAACAUUGAACGUCGAACUGCGUUGCAAUCGCCAGAGCUCCUUGGAUAUACAUUUUACGAACGAGACCGACCGAACGACCGACCGACUGGGCGAAACAAGCGAAACACAAUAAUAGCCGUAGCCUAAAACAACUGCAUAAGAGCGGCGGGGCCUUUGCGCCGCCCGGAAGCCAAGAAAGAUGCUUCUCAUCCACCAGACCGGCAGCGUCAAGAUUGGCGAAGUUGUCCGCUAUACCAUCACCUACGCUCCCUCGCAGGACCGCAUCCUGCCGUCGCCCGAGCGGCUGUAUGUGCGCAUUCGCAACACGUCCAACAUUGCCCUGCGAGCGGCCUUUGUCCACGGCCCAUACACGCUGAGCGUGGCGACGUAUCCCGCCAAAUUCAACCCCAACGAAAAGUUCCCCAGCCCGCGCCGCUAUGGCGUUCCCGAGUUCGAGCCGAUGCUCAAGGCCGGAGGGUCAUGGGAGUGCCAGCUGAUCGUGCCUGAAGACAUACGGCAAGCGGCGGGGACGGGAGCCCAUGGCACGUUUGGCAACGGUCCGGAGCACGAUUCCGAGAGCGUGAGCUGGGUGAUUGAGAUUUCCUCGCAGGUCAUCUUCUCUACAUCAGCGGCGGUGGGAUACGAGCUGUUGGUGGCAAGAGAACAAAAGUCGCUGAGCCUGAGCUCUUCCAUUCCGGUGGUGGGCGGUCAGGCCCAGGUGCCGCAGCCGGGAAAGCUAGUGGACCAUCAGCAGAGCAUCGGGGCCAAGGACGGCCAUCAUCCGGCACAGCCUCACGGGGUCUUCUCAAGGGCGGUACACGUCAAGGUGGAAGAUACGGCCACUUUGUGGAACACGCCGCGGCUGCCGGCAUGGGAUGAUGCUGGCGAUAAAAGGGUCGACGAACGGCCUGCCGCCGACAAGCCUGUCGAGAGCAUGGCCAAGACCGGUGAUGCGGAAACCGAGGAGGAGCCGCUUCCGGGGAAGCAAAAGAAGAUUCACCUUGUCAUUCUGACGCAUGGGUUGCAUAGCAAUCUGGGCGCAGAUAUGCUGUUCAUGAAAGAGAGCAUUGAUGCUGCUGCAAAACAGGCCAAGAUUGAUGCCAAGGCGAGAAGAGCAAAGAAGCGCGCAGAAGCUGAAGCUAGUGCCGGCGACGGCAACAAGACGAAAGACGAGGCUUCUUCGACGGGAAGCGAAGACGGCAGCGAGGAUGAAGACGAAGAGGUCAUUGUGCGAGGAUACUCUGGAAACGCCACCAAGACAGAGAAGGGGAUCAAGUACCUCGGCAAGAGGCUAGCGAGAUAUGUCCUAUCCAUGACAUACCCGGACCAACCCUUCUUACCGAUAGGAGGAAAAGGCACGUUUGAAGGCUUUUCACAAGGACUAGGCGAGCAGGGAGCGCACGACUUUAUCCAAGCUCACAAGAACAGCACCAUCGCCAAGGCAUCCAACCCGGAGGGAGCUCAAGACCAUGCCAAAAUCCGAAAACCUUACAAGGUUACGAGCAUCAGCUUCAUUGCGCACUCGCUAGGCGGCCUGGUUCAGACUUACGCUAUUGCAUACAUACAAAAGCAUUCGCCUCGGUUUUUCGACAUAAUAAAACCUAUCAACUUCAUCGCCCUGGCCACGCCCUUUUUGGGCUUGAGCAACGAAAACCCUCUCUACGUCAAGUUUGCGCUCGAUUUUGGCCUCGUGGGGAGGACGGGGCAGGACUUGGGUUUGACGUGGAGGGCGCCGACGAUUGCACGGAGCGGUUGGGGUGCCAUUGUGAGCAACCUAGGCGAAUCUGCCCACAAGAAGGUCUACGGAGAAUCACAGCCCGAGUCCAAGCCUUUGUUGCGAAUCUUACCCUCAGGGCCCGCCCACAACGCCCUCAAGAAAUUUCGGAACCGAACAGUCUACUCCAAUGUGGUCAAUGAUGGCAUUGUUCCGUUGCGCACGAGUUGCCUGUUAUUCUUGGACUGGCAGGGUCUAGGGCGCGUCGGCAAAGCCAGGAGAGAUGCCGGCCUCGUCGAGACGGUUGUGGGCUUUGGAUGGGCAGAGCUCACAGGUGCCAACAUGGGAUCAUCGCGGCUGAAGCUGCAGAAUCUCCCGGAUGACGUUGAGAUAGACUCGGGAGCUACGACCCCUAAUGGCGAUGGCACCACCAACAAUGGCGACAACAGCAAUAGCCACCAAGUGCCACAGCCAUCCAAUGAUGCUCUCGCCGAAGACGACCGGGCCAGUCUCCGCUCGGUUCCGGCGGUGUUUGCAGAUGAGCCACUGGAAAGCCCGGGAGAUAACGUGCUCCACACUCCACUCACUGGGUUCUUUAAUCUAUUUAGGAGUAACGACCCUCCAAAGGAGCAGCCCGUGACGGAGAAACAGAAGAAGAUUCUACGUAGGAGCCAGACACUGAAGAACGAUGCAGAUGCUUCUAGCACUGCCGGCAGCUCCAAUUCGUCAGAUACGGGCAAGCGAACCGGAAAGGCAACAGCGGGACACGAGCUUGAGAAUGACACUGAAGGUUUGAGGGCACCACCCAGGACCACGUUCUUCGAAUCUGCCGGUGACCUGCUCAAUCCCAAGAUUCCAGAUGUGGAAUGGCUUGUUGAUCCAUCGAAGCGGCCGCGGACAAUCUUCCACGAUCGAGUGUACCAUCCGACAGACAUCCCCGCGCCGCCAUUGAAGAAGCGGACUCCUUCAGCGCUAAGUAAGAUGAAGCUCAAGUCCUCGUCUUCGUCGUUGCUCUCUCCCGGCGGCAGCGGAUCGUCGACGCCACACUCUGGGAUAAAUCACGAGGAUUCGAUGGCCUCGGCAAAGGAUUACGAUGACACUGCAAACACGGGUCCUGAAAAGCAGCCCAACGAGGUUGUCGACGGCUCGAACAUGCGUGUUGAGGAAAAAAUUUCGCGCGGAUACCACAAGGACUUGUCAUGGCGGAAGGUGCUUGUCAAGUUGGAACCGGAUGCCCACAACAACAUAUUCGUGCGCCGUAUGUUUGCCAACGCUUAUGGUUGGCCAGUCGUCAAGCACUUGGUCGAUGCUCACUUUAGCGACUCGGCCGUCUCACGAUUACGCACCGAGGACGAGUACAUGGGCGAGCGGGCCUUGGACAUUAGUCAACCCCCUGCUGCGGACGGUGGCGAGACUAAAACGGUGUCUAUGCGGCAAGCCCGUGGCCUUGCUCCGGAGCCGACGAAUGCGAGCGAAGCUCGGGAGGCGCUCGACGAGGUGCCUCCCCUGCCGAGGACGCAAGACACUGAUCGGUCUUCCUUGGCAAACCACAGCCACCACAGUGAUAGAGGGGAUUCAAUGUCGUGGAGUGAGCGUGAUUGGGCGAGCAGUGAAAAUGAAAGUGAGUUUGAUUAUAUUAAUGAUGUGGUUGGCGACAAGAAACUGGAUAAACCAAAAGAAAGUCAAGGCGGGAGACUAAGUCCGUCAUCAUGGAACUGGACAGAGAAGAUUGUGGGCAAAGGGGCCAUGAAGGCGAGAAGCAAGAGCCCG